Messenger RNA from Mangifera indica (mango), 1783 nucleotides. RefSeq names its product trihelix transcription factor ASIL2-like. The transcript has a single exon. Lineage: Eukaryota; Viridiplantae; Streptophyta; Magnoliopsida; Sapindales; Anacardiaceae. Bases 512 to 1579 code for a protein of 355 amino acids. Gene Ontology annotation, cellular component: nucleus. Gene Ontology annotation, molecular function: transcription cis-regulatory region binding. The record is from RefSeq and is a predicted model, not a curated record.
UACCUCACCGUGUCGUGAGGAUUUGAGUUUGGUGGACGGCCAGGGGAAAGCCUGGUCAAAAUGUGAACCACAGUCGAGGCAGAACGUCAAUAUCAAUAAGAGGCGUUCAGUCUUGAAACUUGAUGAGCUUCGAGGAAAGUGGUCAGGCCGAAACCUGCUAAAAUUUAUUCCAUUUCUGAUUUUUUUUUAUUUUUUAUUUUUUCAUAAUUAGUAACUCACUCCGCAUUCAUGUUUCUUUUGUUUGUUAAUAUUUGGUGGGUGCGAAUCGAGUGAAUCCAAGAACACGACAUUCACGCCGGUGACGGAGUUUUCAUCUAACCCACCAAUCACGUCCCUCCACCUCACGCCUUCCUUCGCUUUUUUUCCUUACCACGUGUCCCGUCUUUCACCGAUCGGUCAACCUUAACCUAAAAACCAAUAGCCUCACAAUCCGUCUUCACUUUCUUUACUUGUUUUCCUAAAUCAGAUCUGGUAUUAUUUUUCCGGUUCACAGGAACCCUAACUGGAUCCGAUGGAAGAAGACGAUGAGAUGCACUCACAUCCGUCGCCACCGGCCACCGGAUCUCCGUCUCCGUUAUCUCAGUCACCGCCAAACGAACGGAUAUCUGUGACAGUUGCGGCGGCUGCACCACCAACUCAGCAGCAGCAACAGCAUAACAGUAUAAUAGUGGCUCCUCCGCCGCCGCAGAGAAACGGCGGUGGUGGAGGGAGGGAAGACUGUUGGAGCGAAGGAGCCACUGCGGUGUUGAUAGACGCGUGGGGAGAACGGUACUUGGAGCUAAGUAGAGGGAACUUGAAGCAGAAACAUUGGAAAGAAGUUGCUGAUAUUGUGAGUAGUCGAGAGGACUACACGAAGACUCCAAAGACUGAUAUUCAGUGCAAGAAUCGAAUAGAUACGGUAAAGAAAAAGUAUAAAUUAGAAAAAGCUAAAAUUAUGUCAGGUGGAGGAGCUAGUAAGUGGGUUUUCUUUGACAAACUCGAUCAGUUGAUCGGACCCACUGCGAAAAUUCCGGUACCUUUAGCAGCGUCACCAGCAAUAGCACCACCAGCUGCAGGUAGUUCAAGAGUACCAAUGGGAAUACCUGUUGGAAUAAGAACUCCGACGGUGGCUGCGGUCAAGAAUCAGCAUCAGAUACAUUUGAGGAAAAGGAGUGGCGGUGGUUCUGGCAUGGCGGCAGCUGUGGACACAGAGUCGGAUGAAUCGGAGGAAGAAUCCCGAGAUUCAAUGGAUAGUUUUCCUCCAGCAAAGAGGAUAAGAGUGGCGGUCGAUUUAGGGAAAGGGAAGAAAGAGAAGGGUGGUUGGGGUGAAUCAGUAAGGAUGUUGACACAAGCUGUAUUGAAGUUUGGGGAAGCUUAUGAGCAGGCUGAGAGUGCCAAGUUACAACAGGUUGUGGAGAUGGAGAGGCAGAGGAUGAAGUUUGCUAAAGAGCUGGAGUUGCAGAGGAUGCAGUUUUUUAUGAAGACCCAGUUGGAGAUUUCACAGUUGAAGCAUGGAAGGAGAACUGGGAAUGUAAGUAAUCAUAACAGGAAUAAUAGCAGCAAUAACAAUAAUGACAACAAUAGUGAUUGUAGUAUCUAAUUUAUAUGAAGACGAUUAUGUUUGGCUUAAGAUGCCUAGUUCUAGAUUGAAAUUUUUAGAUUUAGAUUUAGAUUUAAUUUAGAUUUCUUCCUUUCUUGUUGUCUGUUGAUGAAGACCUCAUUGAUGAUAUAAAAUGUUGUACUGGAAUUGUUGCCUUAAUGUAAUGUAAACUGAAACUAAUUGAAAGCCUGUGAGAUUGUGCCA